CCAAAGCCAAACCCAUAAACUAUACACCAAACAAACACAAAAUUUUGUAUUUAAUUUUCUACUGCUCUCUUCUCCCUCAACUUCCCUCCUUCAAAACCAAGCCAAUACCCAAAACUUGAACCAAACAGCACCCUCCCUCUUAGUCCCAUGUCUCUUUCUCCUUAACAACCACCCCAAGUUCACCUCAAAAAACAAAUAUUAAAGCCCUCAAACACCAUUGACAUGCCUAACCCAAAUGCUAAGCAAGGUUAGGUGAAAGAUAGCAACCUUAAACACCAUCAAAACCUUCCUUUUCCAGCAUAACCUGAUAUGGGUUCUUGCAGUUCUCCUCUUCUUUUGAAUUGUCUAAUGAAAUAAGGACUAUCUUUUGAAGAGGAGGAACUCAUAACCCUCUUCUUGUGCUUUUUUUGGGGUUGCCUUGGCCUCAUUGUGUUGUUUAUAUCUUUUUUGCAUUUGGACAAUAUGCAGCUGCAUAUAUCUCCAAGUUUGAGGCAUGUCACUGUGUUUCCAGGCAAAGGGUUUAAGGAGUUUAUCAAAGUGAAGGUUGCAUCAAGGCGUGUUUCGUAUCGGAUGCUCUUUUAUUCACUCUUGUUCUUCACUUUUCUUCUCCGGUUUGUGUUUGUUUUAACAGCAGUGGAUGGCAUUGAUGGAGAAAACAAGUGCUCUACCAUAGGUUGCCUUGGAAAAAAACUAGGGCCAAGGAUUUUGGGAAGACGAUCUGAAUCAACAGUCCCAGAAGUGAUAUACCAAACGUUGGAUGAACCACUUAGCAAAGAUGAGCUUAAGGGAAGGUCUGAUAUUCCACAAACUUUAGAAGAGUUCAUGACUGAAAUGAAGGAAGGUGGAUAUGAUGCCAAGGCAUUUGCAGUUAAACUUCGAGAAAUGAUAACCCUUAUGGAACAGAGGACCAGGAUGGCCAAAAUCCAAGAAUAUCUAUAUCGUCAUGUAGCAUCUAGCAGCAUACCAAAACAACUUCACUGCCUUGCCUUGAGGCUGGCCAAUGAGCACACAAACAAUGCAGCAGCACGCCUUCAACUACCCUCCGCUGAACUAGUCCCUGCCCUGGUUGACAAUUCAUACUUUCAUUUUGUCCUUGCCUCAGACAAUGUGUUGGCAGCGUCUGUGGUUGCAACAUCGCUUGUUCGCAACUGUUUGAGACCUCAGAAGGUUGUUCUGCAUAUAAUUACAGACAGAAAGACUUAUUAUCCCAUGCAGGCUUGGUUCUCAUUGCAUUCUUUAUCACCUGCUAUAAUUGAGGUCAAGGCAUUGCACCAUUUUGACUGGUUGACAAAGGGAAAGGUGCCUGUUCUGGAAGCAAUGGAGAAAGAUCAAAAGGUGCGGUCACAGUUUAGAGGGGGUUCAUCAGCUAUUGUUGCAAAUACCACUGAGAAACCAAAUGUUAUUGCAGCCAAACUACAAGCACUUAGUCCCAAGUAUAAUUCAGUGAUGAACCACAUUCGGAUACAUCUCCCAGAGUUGUUUCCAAGUCUUAACAAGGUGGUCUUCCUCGAUGAUGACAUUGUGGUACAAACUGAUCUUUCACCUCUGUGGGACAUUGACAUGAAUGGAAAAGUCAAUGGAGCUGUAGAAACAUGUAAUGGAGAAGAUAAGUUCGUGAUGUCAAAGAGGUUGAAAAGCUAUUUGAACUUUUCCCACCCUCUAAUAUCCAAAAAUUUUAAUCCCAAUGAAUGUGCUUGGGCCUAUGGCAUGAAUAUUUUUGAUUUGGAGGCUUGGAGGAAGUCCAAUAUAAGCAAUGUUUACCAUGAUUGGGUUGAACAGAAUAUCAAAUCAGACCUGAGUUUGUGGCAGCUAGGGACAUUACCUCCAGGAUUGAUAGCAUUUCAUGGUCAUGUCCACAUUAUUGAUCCUUUCUGGCAUAUGCUGGGCUUGGGUUAUCAAGAAAAUACAAGUUUUGCUGAUGCUGAGAGUGCUGGUGUUGUCCAUUUCAAUGGCAGGGCCAAGCCGUGGCUAGAAAUAGCUUUUCCACAACUAAGGCCAUUGUGGGCAAAGUAUGUUGACUUCUCAGAUAAGUUCAUCAAGAGCUGUCACAUUAGGGCAUCAUAGCUUAUAUCUUGGGAAAACAUGACCUUAUUG
Abrus precatorius (Indian licorice) is the source of this 2094-nucleotide messenger RNA. RefSeq names its product probable galacturonosyltransferase 12. Bases 463 to 2064 code for a protein of 533 amino acids. Gene Ontology annotation, molecular function: polygalacturonate 4-alpha-galacturonosyltransferase activity. The transcript is spliced from 6 exons. Lineage: Eukaryota; Viridiplantae; Streptophyta; Magnoliopsida; Fabales; Fabaceae. The record is from RefSeq and is a predicted model, not a curated record.